ACCAGAUUCAGCUUGCGUUCUUAAAAAGAAAAACGAGCUGCCAUCCUUCAUGAACCUCAAUACAAACUCAGAUUAGCAUAAGGACGGGAAACAGCCUCCCACUUGUUCCACAAAACAGUAUUUUUGUGAAGAAAAAUGCUACAAAAGCUGUAGCUUGAGUGGUACCUUUUCAUAUACCUUAAAGGUAUAUUAGUUUCUGAUCACUAUCAGAAAGGUCUAUUACCUUUGGAAAAGGGUGCCACCCCAGUGACAACUUUUGUACCUUUAUUUUUGAGAGUGCAAUUUACAAUAACUAUUUUCUAUAUUAGUAUAUUUUAAUGUGUAAUUUAUUCCUGUUAAAGCUGAAUUUUCAGCAGUCAUUACUAAAGUCUUCAGAAAUCAUUCAGAUAUACUGAUUUGGUUCUCAAUAAACAUUUCUUAUUAUUUUUUAGUUUUGAAAACUAAUGAUAUGUCCAUUAGAAACAUUUCUGAAAUAUCAUGUGACAGGUAAUGGUAAUGGCUGCAGAAAAUUAAGCUUUUUACCAUAACAGGAAAAUAAUUACAGUUUAUAACAGAAAACUGUUAUUUUAAGUUGUUAAAAUAUUUCAAAAUUGUACUAAUUUUACUGUAUUUUUGAUCAGUUAUGAAGCUUUGGCGAGUAUAAGAGGCUACUUUCAAAAACAUUAAAACCACCUAUGCUAAUUUUAUAUCUGUGAAAUACUAAAGCAGAGUAGAAGCUGUAAAAUCUGUCACAUCUGAAUCAUGAGCCACAAAACUAACUCAGAUUAGCAUGAAGGCCGGAAACUUAAUAUCAUAACCUCCUUUAUGACCUCCCCUCAUCCCACAAUGAAGACAGAAGCUCUUCAGGCACUCUCUGCCAUCAUGAGUCUUCCAAUGCAGUUAUGUUUUUUGUUUCUCAUUUUCCUUUUUUGUAAAGUGGAUGGAAAUGUGAAACUUCAACAGAAAACUGCAAUGAUCAAAUCUGUGGACAAGACAGUUGUUAUAGACUGUAUUUUUCCAUCAGCCUGCAAUGGCUACAUUCACUGGUAUCAACUAAAAGAGAACCAGAUCUUAAGAAGAAUAUUAUAUUCAUCAAUUUCAAGUGGAGCCACAAGCAAUGAUGCUGGUUUUGAAUCAUUUAAAGUUGAUAAGAAACAGUCAAAUUUGGCUCUGAAAAUACCUGAACUGAAAGAAGAGCACUCAGCGGUGUAUUACUGUGCCUGCUGGAUCUCGGACAAGAAAGUCUUCGGUCCGGGUACUCGACUUUAUGUUACAGGAGAUAAGUUUGAGUCACCAAAAGUGUCUGGAUACCUACCGUACCGUAACGAAGAUGCCAAUCAGACAAUGUUAUGCAACGCAAGAGACAUGUUUCCUGACUUGGUAAAAUUCACAUGGGAAAAAAAGAAUGAAACAGUAGAUUGGACGAACGUGGAGGAUAAAUAUGUUGUGGAACAGAGUUACAAAGCUGAUGAAAAAGAUAAAAAGGUUAAAGUUAAAGCAGUGUCAAGUAUGAUGAUUAUAGAUAAAAACACAGCCAAAAGCAACGAGUUCCGAUGCACUGUUACCCAUGAGGGAAACACUGAGAAACCCCAAAUUAUUUUAAUGAAGAAAGUAAGCACGUUGAAAAAGAAACCUACAGAUAAUGAAAAGCCAACUUGUCCACCCACUGAUGAGACCAUAAUAAAUAAAAAAUCAGGAGAUUCGGAGCAAAUACGCAGUCUGUACAUGUUUGUCUAUGCAUAUGGUGUCAUGAUCAUGAAGAACGGAAUGUAUUUUUGUGUUGUGUUUAUCUUUCUAUUAAAGAGAAAAGCUGCAAGAAAGAAAGAUGAAAGCUCUUAGAGAUUUAAGAUAAAUAUCAAGUAAGCAAAGGUUUAUUAGCACAUUUCGCUGACUAAAGAACAUAUCUACAGCUAUAUUAUCUCUGCUUGAUCAUAUUGCUUUUAAAUUUGUUGUAGAUCUGCUUUGCACAAUUUAUUUUUACAUCUUUGAAAUGCAAUAUUUCAAUUUUUUUAAAUGUGUAAUGUACCCAAAUUUAAAAAUGUUAUUUGUAUUCACUUUGUAUUCUGUUUUUUAUUCUUUUGGUAUUCUCAGAAUAAAAUCUGCGCCUAAAAUAAAUGAAAUGUUAUUUUA
This is a messenger RNA of Carassius gibelio (silver crucian carp), 2109 nucleotides long. RefSeq names its product immunoglobulin kappa light chain. The transcript has 6 exons. NCBI's taxonomy places the organism in Eukaryota, Metazoa, Chordata, Actinopteri, Cypriniformes, Cyprinidae. The record is from RefSeq and is a predicted model, not a curated record. Bases 805 to 1818 code for a protein of 337 amino acids.